GCUUGUCUGCCUUACUGUGAGGGCACGUGGUGCAUCUCGGACCAGAGACACUUAAUUCAUUUCUAUAUAUGCGCAGCGGCCGUCUCAAAAUAAGUCAUAAAAUGUCAAAAAUCCUGACAGUUUCCAAAUUUUUGAGGCAGGGGUGGUUGAGUGGAAGACACUACACUUCGGGCGAAUGGAGAUCCCAGACCCGUUUACUCAGCGUCAAGGCUCAGACAGCACACCUGGUCCUUGAGGAUGGCACUGUGAUGAAGGGCUACUCCUUCGGCAGUCCGCACUCGUCGGCAGGAGAGCUGGUUUUCAACACAGGACUAGUGGGGUAUCCAGAAGCUCUCUCAGACCCCAGUUAUAGAGGGCAGAUCCUCACCCUCACUUACCCCAUUGUGGGUAACUACGGUGUACCCAACACACAGGAACGUGAUGAGCUGGGCCUCAGAAAGAAUGUGGAGUCUGAUCACAUUCAGGUGUCAGGACUGCUGGUGCAGGACUACAGCCAUGACUACAGUCACUGGAAGUCAGUGAAGUCUCUGGCACAGUGGCUGCAGGAGGAGAAGGUACCCGCUCUGUACGGUGUGGAUACCCGAAUGCUGACCAAAAUCAUCCGAGAUAAGGGUACAGUCUUGGGGAAGAUCGAGUUUGAAGGGCAGCCGGUCGAAAUAACGGACCCAAAUAAACGGAAUCUUGUGGCUGAGGUCUCUACAAUGGUAAUUGAAACGCAGGUUUUCGGGAAAGGCAACCCAAUCAAAGUGGUGGCCGUUGACUGUGGGAUUAAGCACAACAUAAUCAGACUGCUUGUUAAGCAUGGUGCCGAGGUACAUCUGGUUCCAUGGGACCAGGACCUAAUGUGCCUGGAGUAUGACGGCCUGUUCCUCUCUAACGGACCCGGAGACCCGGCUCUGGCCGAUACUCUGAUCCAGAACGUCCGCAAGGUGCUGGAGAGCAACCGUCCCCAGCCUGUGUUUGGCAUCUGCAUGGGGAACCAGAUCACGGCCCUGGCUGCUGGGGCUCAGUCCUACAAACUCCCCAUGGGGAACAGGGGCCAGAAUCAGCCUGUGCUGAACAUGAUGACGGGCCAGGCCUUCAUCACGGCCCAGAACCACGGCUACGGCAUCGACAGCAAGUCACUGCCUCCUGGCUGGAUCCCGCUGUUCGUCAAUGCCAACGACGGCACCAAUGAGGGCAUCAUGCACAGCACCAAGCCGAUCUUCACUGCCCAGUUCCACCCAGAGGCCCGUGGAGGACCCACAGAUACAGAGUUCCUGUUCGAUGCCUUCAUGUCCCUGAUAAAAAAAGGGAAAGACGGCACCAUUGUGUCCGUGAUGCCAAAAAAGCCUGCAGUUCCCCCAAAAAUCCAGGUCUCCAAAGUGUUGGUGCUGGGGUCCGGGGGCCUGUCCAUCGGCCAGGCUGGGGAGUUCGACUACUCUGGGUCGCAGGCGGUGAAAGCUAUGAAGGAGGAGAACCUGAAGACGGUGCUGAUGAACCCCAACAUCGCGUCGGUCCAAACCAACGAGGUGGGCGACAAGCAGGCAGACUCGGUCUACUUCCUGCCCGUCACGCCCCAGUUUGUGACGGACGUGAUCAAGGCGGAGAAGCCUGAUGGCAUCCUGCUUUCCAUGGGCGGCCAGACGGCGCUCAACUGCGGGGUGGAGCUGUUUCGCAGCGGCGUCCUGCAGCAGUACGGCGUGCAGGUCCUGGGGACCCCUGUGGAGUCCAUCAUAGCCACGGAGGACAGGCAGGUGUUUGCGGACAAGCUGAUGGAGAUCAACGAGAAGAUUGCCCCCAGUGUCGCCGUGGAGUCGGUGGCAGACGCUCUGAAGGCGGCAGAAGGCAUUGGCUACCCCGUUAUGGUGCGCUCGGCCUAUGCCCUGGGAGGCCUCGGCUCAGGACUCUGCGCUGAUGGGCGCAAGCUGGAGGAGAUCGCAACCAAGGCCCUGGCCAUGAGCAGUCAGAUCUUGGUGGAGAAGUCCCUGCUGGGCUGGAAGGAGGUGGAGUACGAGGUGGUGCGGGACGUGGCCGACAACUGCGUCACCGUCUGCAACAUGGAGAACUUUGACCCAUUGGGCAUCCACACAGGCGACUCCAUUGUGGUGGCGCCCAGCCAGACGCUGUCCAACGAGGAGUACCACAUGCUACGGGAGACGGCCAUCAAGGUGGUGCGGCACCUGGGCAUUGUGGGCGAGUGCAACAUCCAGUACGCCCUCCACCCGACCUCGCUGGAGUACUGCAUUAUCGAAGUGAAUGCCCGCCUCUCCCGGAGCUCCGCACUAGCCUCGAAGGCCACGGGGUACCCCCUGGCGUUCGUGGCCGCCAAGCUGGCGCUGGGCAUCGCGCUGCCUGACAUAAAGAAUGCGGUGUCGGAGAAGACCACUGCCUGCUUCGAGCCCAGCCUGGACUACAUUGUGGCCAAGAUCCCUCGCUGGGACCUGGACCGCUUCCACGGCAUGUCGCGGGAGAUCGGCAGUGCCAUGAAGAGCGUGGGAGAGGUCAUGGCGGUGGGUCGCACCUUCGAGGAGAGCAUCCAGAAGGCCCUGCGCAUGUGCCACCCCUCGGUGGACGGCUUCGUGCCGUUCCUGCCCCUGAAGAGGUCGUGGGCGGAGGAGUUCGACCUGCGGCAAGAGCUCGCUGUGCCCUCCAGCACACGCAUCUUCUCCAUCGCCAAGGCGCUGCACGACGGAGUGAGCGUGGACCAGAUCCACGAGCUCACGGCCAUCGACAAGUGGUUCCUGUACAAACUGCGGCGCAUUACGGAGCUGGAGCAGCACCUGACUCAGCACAACAGCUCCACGGUCUCAGGUGAUCUCCUCCUGAAGGCCAAGCAGGCGGGUUUCUCAGACCGCCAGGUAGGGAGGGCCCUGGGCAGUUCAGAGGGAGACGUGCGAGCCCUGAGACUACGCCACAACAUCCAGCCCUGGGUCAAACAGAUUGACACCCUUGCGGCAGAAUACCCUGCUGUUACCAACUACCUGUACUGUACCUACCACGGGCAGGAACAUGACCUGCACUUUGCAGAUAAAGGUGUCAUGGUUUUGGGCUGCGGUCCUUAUCACAUAGGGAGUAGCGUGGAGUUCGACUGGUGCGCCGUGUCGAGCAUCCGAGCCCUCAGACAGAUGGGGAAGCGCACGGUGGUGGUGAACCACAACCCCGAGACCGUCAGCACCGACUUUGACGAGUGCGACCGGCUCUACUUCGAGGAGCUGACCCUGGAGCGCAUCCUGGACAUCAACCAGCAAGAGGGCUGCACGGGAUGCAUCGUGUCCGUCGGCGGCCAGAUCCCCAACAACCUGGCCGUGCCUUUGUACCACAACGGCGUGAACAUACUGGGCACCAGCCCGCUGCAGAUCGACCGGGCGGAGGAGCGCUCCGUCUUCUCCACCAUCCUCGAUGAGCUGGGGGUGGGUCAGGCCCCCUGGCAGGCACUCAACACCCUGGAUGAUGCAUUCGCCUUUGCCAAGAAAGUAGGUUACCCCUGCCUCCUGCGUCCGUCCUACGUUCUCAGUGGUUCGGCAAUGAAUGUGGCCUAUGGUGAGGAAGAGAUGAAGCGCUUUCUGGAGGAGGCAGCCCAGGUUUCACAGGAGCAUCCGGUGGUCAUCACCAAGUUCAUCCGCGGCGCCCGAGAGGUGGAAGUGGACGCCGUAGCCAAGGCUGGCAAGGUGUUGGCCCAUGCCGUUACCGAACACGUGGAGGACGCCGGCGUUCACUCGGGAGAUGCCACACUUAUUCUGCCGACCCAGACCAUCAGCCAAGGAGCCCUGGAGAAGGUGAAGACUGCCACCCGGAAAAUUGCGAAGGCAUUUGAGAUUUCAGGGCCAUUUAACACUCAGUUUCUGGUGAAAGGCAACGAUGUGAUGGUGAUCGAGUGUAACCUGCGCGCCUCCCGGUCCUUCCCCUUCGUGUCCAAGACCAUCGGUGUGGACUUCAUUAAUGUGGCCACCAGGGUGAUGGUGGGGGAGCCCUUGAACGAGGCCCAGCUUCCCACCCUGGAGAAGCCCAUUAUCCCUGUGGACUACGUGGGCAUCAAGGCGCCGAUGUUUUCCUGGCCGCGUUUGCGAGAGGCCGACCCUGUCCUACGCUGUGAGAUGGCCUCCACUGGGGAGGUGGCUUGCUUUGGACCAAAUAUCUACUCGGCCUUCCUGAAAGCCUUGCUCUCCACUGGUUUCAAGAUCCCGCAGAAGGGAAUCCUCUUAGGCAUCCAGCAUUCGUAUAGGCCAGACUUCCUGUCCACUGCCCACCAGCUGAAGGAGGAGGGGUUUAAGCUUUAUGCUACAGAGGCCACCUCGGUGUGGCUCAAUGCUAAUGAUGUGCCUACGAGCCCAGUGGCGUGGCCCAGUCAGGAGGAUGAAGAGGACACCCUACCCAGCAUCACCAGUCUGAUCAGAGAUGGCCACAUUGACCUGGUGGUGAACCUCCCUAACAACAACACAAAGUUUGUCACGGACAACUUCCUCAUCCGUCGAAUGGCUGUGGACUGCGGCGUACCCCUCAUCACAAACUUCCAGGUGGUGAAGCUGUUCGCCGAGGCCGUCAAGCAUUCCAGCGAGCUGGACACCACCAGUCUUUUCCACUACCGUCAGCUGGAGAACGCCCAGAGCUAGGAGCGCCUGGACCCGGCCGGCAGCCUGCAGCCUCUCUGAGCCCCAUGGCCCGGAGUGCGCAUCCACCCCGGAAGUCUGGGGAAUCCCAGUGGGAAGACUCGGCUUUAAUCCAAGGAAAGGCCAAUCCUUUCUGAUAAAAGAACUUUUUUCGAUCCGUCUCCCAUCUGAACUUGUUGAGUACUGUGUAUUCUCAUUUUUGCAGAUGUAUAUGAAGAGAAGCUUAGAAGUGUUUAUUUAGUGAGUGCUUAAGGAGCGAUUUUCAUUCUUUAGAAAAGGUCAGUGUGUUUACCAUGCUAAUAUCUCAACACACAAUACGAUGCAACGUGCGUUCAUCCAACACACAAUAUCCUUCUAGAAUCGUACUAGUUAUACUGUAAGUAAUACGCACUUGUUUUAAAUUGUGCUUUUCAUUACCAUGCACCAAAUUUUUAUGCUUCUUUCAAAUGACAUUUCAUUUGCUCCUUUUGUUAUGAAUUGUCUAUCUUUGUUCACGGAACGAGAGUUUAGAGAGCGCUUGUGGGAGAUGUAAUGGGACACUGAAUUAAAAAUCCCUUGCCUUAAUAAAGCCGA
This is a messenger RNA of Electrophorus electricus (electric eel), 5162 nucleotides long. It is a transcript of the gene cps1, whose product is annotated as carbamoyl-phosphate synthase 1, mitochondrial. Gene Ontology annotation, molecular function: metal ion binding; carbamoyl-phosphate synthase (glutamine-hydrolyzing) activity; ATP binding. The record is from RefSeq and is a predicted model, not a curated record. NCBI's taxonomy places the organism in Eukaryota, Metazoa, Chordata, Actinopteri, Gymnotiformes, Gymnotidae. Gene Ontology annotation, cellular component: carbamoyl-phosphate synthase complex; cytoplasm. Gene Ontology annotation, biological process: L-glutamine metabolic process; L-arginine biosynthetic process; 'de novo' pyrimidine nucleobase biosynthetic process.